CUACUGCUCUCAGGUCCAGUUUGGUCGGGUCCCUUAUAAGAGAGAGAGAACUCACUCUUUCUCUCUCCUUCUCACUGGCUAGUGAGCUUCGAAGCCGAGCCCAAAACCGCACUCUAUCUUUCUCAAUCGAGAUAGUGAUAGUUUACUUCGUUUCCUUUCCUUUCUUUGUUUCCCUCCUUAACUCUCUCUCUCUCUUUCUGCUCUUUCAUGGGGAUCUCGAAGACUGGCUGCUUUAUUUCGGGGCUUGAUUCAUAGUGAAAUUACUGGAUACUAGAUGUUUGAAAUAGUAAAGAAGAAGAUCUCUAUGGAUUUGGGUUUGAUCUGAUUGCAGAUGUGUUUGCUUUUUUAGGGCUUUAUGUGUUUUAGGGUUUUUGAAGCUGCAGGUGUACUGUCUAAUUUUUAGUUUUGAUUUCUCUUCCUUUUCCCCUAAUUUUUCGGCUGAGUGUUUGUAAUAGUAAUGGUGUGAAUUAAGGAGUGAAGUUGGAAGAGAUGAGAGAAUGCGAGGGUUUUUUGUUGGAUUGGAAGAUGAUUACUAUUAUUACUAUGGUAGCUGUGAGUGAGGGUUUUAUAUAGCUAAUAUUUGUAUUAAUUAAUUAAGACAGUUUACAAUUAAUAUAUAUAUAUAUAGAAACAAAAGGAGAAAUAAAUUAAGAGUGGAAGAUGAAGCUUUCUACGUCAGGUUUGGGUCAGCAGGGUCAUGAAGGCGAGAAGAAAUGUUUGAAUUCGGAGCUAUGGCAUGCCUGCGCUGGACCACUUGUGUCCUUACCAACAGUGGGGAGCCGAGUGGUCUACUUCCCUCAGGGACAUAGCGAGCAGGUAGCUGCCACUACUAACAAAGAAGUUGAUGGGCACAUACCUAAUUACCCAAGCUUGCCGCCCCAGUUGAUAUGCCAACUCCACAAUGUCACUAUGCAUGCAGAUGUAGAAACAGAUGAAGUGUACGCCCAGAUGACUUUACAGCCUUUGACACCGCAAGAGCAAAAGGAUACAUUUCUUCCCAUGGAAUUGGGAAUGCCAAGCAAGCAGCCAACUAAUUAUUUUUGCAAGACAUUGACUGCCAGUGAUACUAGUACGCAUGGAGGAUUCUCUGUUCCCCGUCGUGCUGCAGAGAAAGUGUUUCCUCCCUUGGAUUUCUCGCAGCAGCCUCCAGCUCAGGAACUUAUUGCAAGAGAUUUGCAUGAUGUUGAAUGGAAAUUUAGGCAUAUUUUCCGAGGACAGCCCAAACGGCAUCUGCUCACAACUGGGUGGAGUGUAUUUGUUAGUGCCAAAAGACUUGUUGCUGGAGACUCUGUUCUCUUUAUCUGGAAUGAGAAAAAUCAGCUUCUUUUGGGAAUUCGUCGGGCUACUCGACCACAAACUGUAAUGCCAUCAUCCGUAUUAUCUAGUGAUAGUAUGCAUAUUGGGCUUCUUGCAGCUGCAGCUCAUGCAGCAGCAACUAAUAGCUGUUUUACAGUUUUCUAUAAUCCAAGGGCUAGUCCAUCUGAGUUUGUUAUACCCCUUUCCAAAUACGUCAAAGCAGUAUUCCACACACGUGUUUCAGUUGGGAUGCGCUUCCGAAUGCUCUUUGAGACUGAAGAAUCAAGUGUCCGUAGGUAUAUGGGCACGAUAACGGGCAUAAGUGAUCUGGAUCCUGUCCGGUGGCCCAAUUCUCAUUGGCGUUCUGUCAAGGUUGGCUGGGAUGAGUCAACUGCUGGUGAGAGGCAACCAAGGGUAUCCUUAUGGGAGAUUGAGCCUUUAACAACUUUCCCCAUGUAUCCGUCGCUGUUUCCCCUCAGACUCAGGCGUCCUUGGCAUCCUGGGCCUUCAUCUCUGCUUGAUAACAGAGAUGAAGCUGGCAAUGGUUUAAUGUGGCUAAGGGGUGGUACUGGUGAGCAGGGUCUUCACUCUCUGAAUUUUCAAGCUGUUAAUAUGUUUCCAUGGACACAGCAGAGGUUGGAUCCAGCAUUGCUAGGGAAUGAUCAGAACCAGUGGUACCAGGCUAUGCUUGCAAGUGGUUUAGGAGAUCCCCUGAGACAGCAAUUUAUGCAGUUUCAGCAGCCUUUUCAAUAUCUUCAACAGUCGAGCAAUCAUUAUCCGCUGUUGCAGCUGCAGCAGCAACAGCAAGCAAUUCAACAAUCGACCUCUCAUAAUAUACUGCAGGCACAAAAUCAGAUUUCCACUGAAAGCUUGCCCCGGCAUUUACUGCAGCAACAACUGAACAAUCAGCCUGAUGAUCAGGCACAGCAGCAACAACAUAAUUACCAUGAUGCACUUCAGAUUCAAGGUGAACAACUCAAGAGACAGCAGUCAAAUUUGCCAUCUCCAUCUUUUUCAAAAACAGAUUUCAUGGACUCAAGCACCAAGUUCUCAGCAUCUACUACCCCCAUGCAGAACAUGCUUGGUUCUCUAUGUGCUGAAGGGAGUGGUAAUCUUUUGGACUUCACCAGGACUGGUCAGUCUCCGCUAACUACACUAACUGAACAGUUGCCACAACAGUCUUGGGUCCCCAAGUAUGCACAUUCACAGGUCAAUGCCUUUACCAAUGCGGUGUCACUUCCACGACCAUAUCCUGAGAAAGAUCAUGCUGUGGAGCCAGAAAAUUGCAGCUUGGAUGCUCAGAAUGCUACUAAUUUUGGUGUGAAUAUUGAUUCGUCUGGACUCCUACUGCCUACCACACUGCCCAGAUAUGCCACUUCUACAGUUGAUUCUGAUGUGUCAUCAAUGCCUUUAGGGGAUCCUGGGUUUCAGAGCUCUAUGUAUGGUGGUGUCCAAGACUCUUCUGAAUUAUUGCCUAGUGCAGGGCAAGUUGACCCACCGACCCCAAGUCGAACAUUUGUCAAGGUUUAUAAGUCGGGGUCGGUUGGGCGCUCACUGGACAUCUCUCGGUUCAGCAGCUACCAUGAGCUGCGAGAGGAACUGGCUCAGAUGUUUGGCAUUGAGGGGAAGUUAGAAAACCCUCAUAGAUCAGGCUGGCAGCUUGUAUUUGUCGACAGGGAGAAUGAUGUGCUUCUCCUUGGAGAUGACCCAUGGGAAGCAUUUGUGAAUAAUGUUUGGUACAUCAAGAUACUUUCUCCAGGGGAUGUACAAAAGAUGGGGGAGCAGGGGUUGGAAUCCUUCAGCCCAAAUGUAGGCCAAAGGAUUGAGUAGAGGUGGGGCUAGAGGCCUUGCCUGCAGCUCUGCACGAAUACUGGCGUUUGAGAGCUGUACGACAUCCUUCCACGUAUUACAUGAAAUUCUCGCGCUCUAGUGUCGAGAUAAGAUUUACUAAGUUUUCAACUAGUGUGUUACUAUGCAUUGUCUCGUAAAAUUUAUUAUAUGCUACCCGUUUUGACUAGACUAACUAGUUCUGAUGAAUUAUUUGACUAUCUUUGUGGUGGAUAAAAUACAUGUAAAUUCACCACAGGCACUUGAAAAUUUUUUUUAGAAUGUUAGCAUAUCUCAAUUUGUGUGAGCAAUCAAAAUCUUAGAAUCUUUGCUGA
Molecule: messenger RNA, 3458 nt
Organism: Manihot esculenta (cassava)
Lineage: Eukaryota; Viridiplantae; Streptophyta; Magnoliopsida; Malpighiales; Euphorbiaceae
Product: auxin response factor 8
Exons: 14
Coding region: 661-3126 (821 amino acids)
Biological process (GO): regulation of DNA-templated transcription; response to hormone
Cellular component (GO): nucleus
Molecular function (GO): protein binding; DNA binding
Source: RefSeq, a predicted model, not a curated record